GCUCAGCGGCGGCGAUUGUUUGUGUCUACAAUACGCGGUGGUCAAGGGGAGUCGUCUCAGAUCCCAAUCGGAGCUUGAGGGUUUGAGCUGCUACAAUCGAUUUGAGACUCUCACCAGCUCGAUACGAAUUUGGAUUUGUCAAUUCGAAGAAAUCAAAGGAGAAGAGGAUGGGGAAGAAGCAGCAUAGCAAGGAUCGAAUGUUCAUAACGAAGACGGAGUGGGCAACGGAAUGGGGAGGCGCUAAAUCCAAAGAGAAUCGCACUCCUUUCAAGAGCCUUCCUUUCUACUGCUGCGCGCUUACGUUUCUGCCGUUCGAGGAUCCUGUGUGUACAACCGACGGCAGCGUUUUCGAGCUAACGUCAGUAGUUUCUUACUCUUUUUUAACAUUAGACCUUACCUUGAUUCUCAAUUUGGGUGAGAAUUGCAGAACGAUAGUGCCUUACAUUAGGAAGUUCGGAAAGCAUCCAGUUACAGGAGCGCCUUUGAAAGGAGAUGAUCUUAUUCCUCUCGUCUUUCACAAGAACUCUGAAGGAGAGUUUCAUUGCCCUGUUCUCAACAAAGUCUUCACUGAGUUUACUCAUAUUGUUGCUGUUAAGACUACCGGAAAUGUGUUCUGCUACGAGGCAAUCAAAGAGUUGAAUAUCAAAACCAAGAAUUGGAAGGAGCUUUUGACUGAAGAGCCAUUCACAAGAGCUGAUCUUAUAACUAUUCAAAAUCCUAAUGCAGUUGACAGUAAAAUAACGGUGGAAUUUGAUCAUGUUAAAAACGGCCUGAAGCUUGAAGAUGAAGAAUUGAAGAAGAUGAACUCAGACCCGGCUUAUAAUAUAAACGCCUCUGGAGAUAUCAAGCAUAUGCUUGCAGAUCUUGGAACUGACAAGGCCAAGGAGAUUGCUUUACACGGUGGUGGUGGAAACAAGGCCCGUAAUGAAAGAGCCGCUGCUAUUGCUGCCAUUCUAGAGUCGAGGUCGAAAAUCAAAGAGAGUUCUAAAGCAGACGAACCUAAGCAGACUUACAGUGUUGUGGAUGCUGCAUCUGCUUCGGUUCAUGGAAGAAGUGCUGCUGCAGCUAAAGCUGGGUCCAGUGAUAAAACAGCUGCAAGAAUAGCUAUGCAUAUGUCUGGAGACAGAGCACCUAUUAAUACUAAAAUGGUGAAGAGCCGUUAUUCUUCAGGUGCUGCUUCUCGUUCUUUCACUUCCACUGCGUUUACACCUGUAACCGAAAACGAUUUCGAAUUAAUCAAAGUUGAGAAGAACCCAACGAAGAAAGGGUAUGUUCAGUUUCGCACAACGCAUGGGGAUUUGAACAUUGAGCUCCACUGCGAUAUAGCUCCUAGAGCAUGUGAGAAUUUCAUCACUCUUUGUGAACGAGGUUACUACAAUGGAGUGGCCUUUCACAGAAGCAUCAGGAACUUCAUGAUCCAAGGUGGCGACCCAACUGGCACAGGAAAAGGAGGUGAAUCCAUUUGGGGAAAGCCAUUCAAAGACGAGCCUAACUCGAAGCAGCUUCACUCGGGAAGAGGCGUGGUUAGUAUGGCUAAUAGUGGUCCUCACACGAAUGGUUCUCAGUUUUUCAUCUUAUACAAAUCAGCAACCCAUUUGAACUACAAGCACACAGUGUUUGGUGGAGUUGUUGGUGGUUUGUCAACACUAGCAGCAAUGGAGAGUGUACCUGUAGAUGAAACCGACCGUCCUCUUGAGGAGAUUAAGAUAAUCGAGGCAAAUGUGUUUGUAAAUCCAUACACAGAACCUGAUGAAGAGGAAGAAGAGAAAGAGAAAGCUGAGAAGGAGAAGAACGAAGACAAAGACAUUGAGAAGGUCGGGUCGUGGUACAGCAACCCAGGAUCAGGUACAGCAGAAGGUGGAGCCGGUACUGGUGGCGUCGGGAAAUACUUGAAAGCUAAGAGUAAUGCAGCUACUAAGGACACUAGUGGUGCCACAGACUCUGAUAUUGCAGCCACUGGAGUGUCUAAGAAAAGAAAAACAACUUCUGCUUCAGCCUCCACAGGGUUUAAAGAUUUCUCUGGCUGGUAGGUGAAGAAAAACAUUCUCUACCAACUUUGUAAAACUGUUCACUUGUCUUUUGAUAGAGCCCAAACCACAAAUGAAUUGUUGUAUGUGAAUCUUUGAUGAUCAAAAGCUGAAGCUGAGUGAUAAAAUAUAAUAUGGGGUUAGAUAAGUUUAA
This is a messenger RNA of Brassica napus (rape), 2181 nucleotides long. RefSeq names its product peptidyl-prolyl cis-trans isomerase CYP65-like. The coding region runs from base 168 to 2030 and encodes 620 amino acids. Gene Ontology annotation, cellular component: catalytic step 2 spliceosome. The transcript is spliced from 10 exons. Lineage: Eukaryota; Viridiplantae; Streptophyta; Magnoliopsida; Brassicales; Brassicaceae. Gene Ontology annotation, biological process: protein peptidyl-prolyl isomerization; protein folding; protein polyubiquitination. The record is from RefSeq and is a predicted model, not a curated record. Gene Ontology annotation, molecular function: peptidyl-prolyl cis-trans isomerase activity; ubiquitin-ubiquitin ligase activity.